Molecule: messenger RNA, 4766 nt
Organism: Nyctereutes procyonoides (raccoon dog)
Lineage: Eukaryota; Metazoa; Chordata; Mammalia; Carnivora; Canidae
Exons: 6
Coding region: 1-1221 (406 amino acids)
Source: RefSeq, a predicted model, not a curated record
AUGAGCCCUGGAAGGAAAAGGGGUGUAAAAGGGGAUCGGACACCUAUAGGAAAAAUCCUGGAGAAACAACUAGCCAAGGCCAGGAAUGAGGAUGUGGGGAACUUCCCCAGAAUCUAUUUCCCUCUGAAUGUGGGAGAAGAGUCAGAGGAACGCGCUGGCAAGAGGCAGGGCGACGACGACGACGACGACAACAACAACAUCUCAGAAUACAAAUCUGUCACGAGGCCGCGGCCCGAGGCGUCGCAGCGACCCCUGGGGCCUGGAGACGGGCCCGACCCGGCGGUGAGGCGGCCGGCAGGACGCUUCGCUCGGCCCUGGGCGCCCCGCGGGUCUCGAGCCUCUGACGGAGGCCCCAGGGCCGCGGCCUGCCGGGAGCCUGGGCCGCGCGGUGCGCAGCGCCCCCUGCCGGGCGCCCCCUCACGCAGCGCGGGCCCGCGGCGGCGGCGGGAGCAGCAAAGCCCGGUCGGUGGCCCCGCCCUCGAGGGCACUCGCGACCCCCUCUUCCCUGCAGAGCGCGCGGUGUCCAGGUCGCGGCCUGGCUCCCCUGGAGGAAUCGCUCAUAACCUGACCACGUCGCGGGAGGACCAGCAAACUAAGGCGUUUUCCCCGCUUUCGAAAGACGUCGCCCCCACGGAAGCAAAGCCUCGCCGUCCGUGGGCGGCGGGGUGGAGGCCGCGACCCGGGGCCGAGAAAUCCAAGAAACGGGAACACUCGCACCUCAACGCCUGCCCGGCCGGGGCGGGCCUGUCGGAAAACUCAGACGAACCUGGCGCGUGGGCUCCUGUCGCCUGCUCCUUGGCUCUUCGGAGCCAGGCGCGCGCGUGGCACAAUUAUGAGGUGACUCUCCCUCCCUCAGAGGUCCGCGACCUGAAGCCGUGGGCACUUGGGGAGGCAGGAGGCCUGCAAGACCUGAGCAGAGGCGCUCCCGGGGAAGGCUGCCCCCUCGCCGUGUCGUGUGCAAGCGUUUGCGGCCAGCUCUGGGGAUCCAGUGACCCACAGCCCGAGCCUCCGGGACUUUCCUGGCGGCCGGAGAAUCAAGGCAGCAGCGUGGUGAGGCCCUACUAUGCCAGGCGGCAGGCUAAGUGCCUUUUCUUUCCUCAUCUAGUCCUCACCAGGGCCCUAGAAGAGCCGGCACUCUGCUUAGUCAGCCCUGCUUUACACAAGUGGAAACUGAGGCCCAGAGAGUUUAAGCAGCCUGAGGUUUUAUUUAUUUAUUCAUGAGAAACACAGAGAGGCAGAGACAUGGCAGAAGGAGAAGCAGGCUCCAUGCAGGGAGCCCGAUGUGGGACUCGAUCCCAGGACUCCAGGAUCACGACCUGAACCGAAGGCAGACGCUCAAUCACGGAGCCACCCAGGCGCCGCAGGACUCCAGGGUUCUGCAGAUAUAGCUGGAGGGUUAUCAAUUUCACAUUAAAAACAAAAACAAACAAAUGUAUUAAUUUUGGCAUGCACUUUUAUGAGAAAUAGUAAACAGAUAGUAUCUGUGGAGUCUCUUGCCCUCUGGUAAAAACUUUUGGACAGUUACAAAGUUUGAGGUUUCUGAGAGGCAGCGUGACCUGCCCAGUACCCAGAGUGACAUGUUGACCAAAGCCGUCCCACACAGCCCAAGUUCACUUCUACCAACAGCAGCGCUACUGUCCCUAUUGGGCCAACCAGCCCUGAAAGCAAAGAGCAAGUAGUGCCAGGUUUACAUAUAGAGGCUGUGAGGAGUGCAGGAGGGAGGAAGGCGAGAGAGGAGUGAAUCCUGGAGCCCAGGAUUAUUCAUGAGAGACAUAGAGGCAGAGACACAGGCAGCGGGAGAAGCAGGCUCCAUGUAGGGAGCCCGACGUGGGACUCGAUCCUGGGUCUCCAGGAUCAGUCCCUGGGCUGAAGGCAGCGCUAAACCGCUGAGCCACCCGGACUGCCCGAGCCCAGGCCUCCUGUGGAAGCAGGGCACCAAGGGCCCUCCGGCCUCUUUCUCCCUGGCCUCCUGAGAAGGCCCAUCCUCCCCCUGCGGCCCCGCUGGCACUCUGGGUGGCACAGGCCUCAAGCCUUCAGACAAAGGCCUUCUGUCUAGGAGGUGCUGGGAAACGCCACACAACACAACACAUUUCUUUCUAAAUUGAUUGUUUUUCCUAAAAGCUAUCUAAGUCCUGGAAAGCCAUUUCCAUGAGCUGAUUUUAAAAUACCUUAUUAUGGUAUGUGAAAAACCGUCAACAGCCUGAGUGUCUAGCAUUAGGGGAAUGGCGAAGGACAGGCUGGGGUAUUCCAUGACGUCCAUGGGAGUUCAUGAACACACACAGAGAAGUGCCCUAAAGUAAAGGAAGGCUUGGGUGGGGCUCUAACAGAAAAGCAGAGAAAGAAGCUGCAGGCAGAAGUGUCUUCUGGUGGCAUCUGAUCAGCAUUGAGCCUAAGGGUGUGAUGCAGUAGUGGCGGAUACAUGGUCUUUUGCAUUUGUCAAAACCCACGGAACUGUAUAACACAACGAUAAACCUUAAUAUAAAAAAGGGAUUUCAGCUAAUAAUAGUGUUUAGGGGCACCUGGGUGGCUCAGCCGGUUAGGCAGCUGCCUUCGGCUCAGGUCAUGAUCUCAGAGUCCUGGGAUCGAGCCCCAACAUCGGGCUCCUUGCUCAGCAGGGAGUCUGCUUCUCCUUCUCCCCCUUUCCCUGCUCAUGCUCUCUCUCGCUCACUCUCUCUCUCAGAAAAAUAAGUAAAAUCUUUUUUUUAAAGAGCGUUUAAAUAUUGGCUCAUCACUUAUAACAGCUGUGCCACCUAAUGCAGGAUAUUAAUAACAGGGCAAGGUGUGUGCAGGGAAGGAGUUUAUAUGGGAAGUAUUUGUAAUAUCUGUCCAAUUUUUCUGUGAACCUAAAACGGUUCUAAAGAAUGAAGUCUUUUACUUUUGUUAACAAACUAAAAAUAAAUGAAUGAAAAACCAGAAGGAAAUAAUCAAAAUGCUAACAGUCCUGGUUUUUGGAUGAUGAGAUUAUGACUAAUUUCUUUUUUUGUUUUUACUCUUCAAAUUUUCUACAUUCUUGUUUUGUCUGUUUUUCCUUAUGCAUCACUUUGCCAACCAGGUAAAACAAAUGUACAGUUUUUAAAAUCUUGCCUGGGGGGCAGCCCGGGUGGCUCAGCGGUUUAGCGCCACCUUCGGCCCAGGGCUUGAUCCUGGAGUCCCCGGAUUGAGUCCCACGUCGGGCUCCCUGCAUGGAUCCUGCUUCUCCCUCUGCCUGAGUCUCUGCGCCCACCCCCCCCCCUCUGUCUCUCAUGAAUCAAUAAAUAAAAUCUUUUAAAAAAAAUCCAGCUACCCUACUGGAGAGUCCAUGUGGGGAUCACAUGGAGAGGGAGAUGAGCCCAAAUGAGCCCAGCCUUCCAGCCACCCCUGCCAAAGAAGCAGACAAAUACAUGGAGCCAUACUGAACUAUCCAGGUCAGAUCAGCCACCAUCUGGAUGUCCUGAAGGAAGGACCUCAGUUGACUCCACAUAGAGAAUCACUCAGCUAAGCCCUGCCUAAAUUCCCAACUCAAAAAAUCGUGAAAUACGAUAAAAUGGUUGAUUCAGUCACUAAGCUUUGGGGUAGUUCAUUAUGAAAUAAUAGAUCACUAGAACAGCUCUUAAUAAAUGUUUGUUGCACUACAAAAAAAAAUAAAUGUUUGUUGCUGGAUGGAUGGAUGGAUGGAUGGACGGACAGAUGGAUGAAGGACCAUUGUAUUUCCUAGAGAAAUGAUGCCCAGAGAGCUAAAGAAAGUUGUCAAAGCUACCACGGUGCACGUUUGUCAUUCACCCUCCUCCAGGAUCUGAACCUCCUUCUUUUGGAGAAUCCCCUCCCAUCUGAAUGUGGCUGGAAUACAAGAGUCUAGGUCGGAAGUAGGUUACUUCAUUUGUUAACUACAUCCAGGACUGCUGUGAGAAGUCUGCUGUCAUCUGACUCUUGCUCCUUUAAAAGAUGGUUUCUUUCUCUCUAGCAGCUUUUGGACUUUGCUAUAUGAAACUUAAAUGCUCUAAAAUUUGUCUAGAUAUGGGUUUUUCUGUGUCUCUCUGUGUGGUACACCACAAAUCUAGUCAAUCUGAGAACUUUUGAAGUUCUUUAAUUCUGGGAAAUGUACCUCCAUCAUUUCCCCAAACAUUUCCUGUAUUUGGUUUUUAGUUUUCUCUUUCUCUGGGACUUCUGUGAUCUGGAUGUUAGCGUCUCUACUUCUUUCCUCUUUAUAUCUUAAUUUUCUUUUUAUAUUAUUGUCUCUUUCUCCUUUCUUGUUCCCUUCUGGGAAAGUUCCCUUAACCUUAUCUAGUUCAUCCUUCAACCAUAUUUAUCCUACUAAUUAUCUUAUAUAUUGUGUUCUUUAUUUCAACUAUUGUAUUUUAAUACUUACUAGUUCCACUUAAUUCUUCCUAUGAUCUCCUAUGCUAGUUUCAAGUUACUAAUAUAGGGGCACCUGGAUGGCUCACUGGUUGAGCAUCUGCCUUGGGCUCAGGUCAUGAUCCCGGAGUCCUGGGAUCAAGUCCCACAUUGGGCUCCCCACUGAGAGCCUGCUUCUCCCUCCGCUUAUGUCUCUGCCUUUCUCUGUCUCUCAGGAAUAAAUAAAGUCUAAAAAAAAAUCAUUUAUAUAUUCUCAUUUUCUUUAGGAUAUUUAUCUCAAGCUCAUUUUAUAUCCUCAUUCUGUUCAUUCUAAUAUUUUUGCUUGCACAGUACGUAUUCUCCAAUUUGGGGUACUUUCUGUCCUUUGAGCCUGUACUGAAAGGGGGAAUCAGCUCCUCUCUGAUACUGCACAUUAGAAAAAGAGUUUAAGGAAA